This is a messenger RNA of Paramecium tetraurelia, 1074 nucleotides long. RefSeq lists its product as uncharacterized. The transcript has 4 exons. Lineage: Eukaryota; Ciliophora; Oligohymenophorea; Peniculida; Parameciidae. The record is from RefSeq and is a predicted model, not a curated record.
AUGAAUUUUCUACUUUAUGCUGGAAAUUUUGAGAUGGAGUUACCUAUACCAUUUUAAACAAAUGAUUAAUCAGCUAAGGCAAAGGAAAUGUUUGAUUAUUUGAGUUAAGGGUUUUAGGGUUAAAAUGUUUAAAUUGGAUUUUAAUUACAAGAUGGUCAAUAGGGGUACUUGGAUCCUGCCGUUGAUCUAAAAUCAAUAUAUGAUGCAAAUGCUUAAUUAUUUAUAAUGGUAGGGGGUGAUUAAAAUGUUGUUUAAAAUGAACUUUAGAAUCCUGUUGCUGGUUAAGGUGUACCUGUUGCUGGUCAAGGUGUACCUGUUAACACUUUUGUAGCAGAUUUCGGUGAAAAUAGAUAAAUAGCUUAGGAAUAUGCUGAUCCAAACCUAAGUAUUGGAUAAUAUGUUAUCUAAUUGGGAUUAUAAUACGGUCUGACAGUUGAAACAAAUAUUCUAUAUGAUCAUGAAGGAAAUCAAUUGACUGAUGAUCAAAACUAAUAUCUUGGAAGUUUUAUGAAUUAUCCCUUUUUGAAUUUGGUACUUACAACAUCUUAACAAAUAAUUCAAAAUAAUCCAUAAAAUCAAAAUAAACUCAAUAGUAAUCCAAUCUAAAGCCCAAUUCAAUAGCAACCUAGAUUUUAAAAUGAUCCUUAACCAAACCUUUAAAACCUUUAGCCAGUUCAGGCACUGUAGCCAGCAGUAGCAGCUAGUCAAUAAGUUGGACUUCCUGUUGAAUAAAGAAUUUAAUAAGUCAAGGAUUCCGUAGUAACUUUAAAGAAUAUGACUCUUUACUUCGAUCCAUCAGGAGAAUUCAUUACCUACUAAUACCAUCACCCAAUAUAAGUGACCGGCAGCAUAAAAAAAUCUUAGACUACAUCAAAUCAAAAAUUCAGUAAUUCAAAGAAUACAUGGUCGAAAGUUCACAACAAUAAAUUUGAAAUUGCAUAACUUGAUGAAUAUAGUUUUGGAAUCAAAUGGGAAGGAGGCAAUUCAAGUCGUUUAAGAAUUAAAUAAUAAUGAUAAAACAAUAAAUGGGAAAAUGAUAUUAUUCAUCAAUAUAUUAUUAAUAUCUUUAUUAAA